Messenger RNA from Acanthoscelides obtectus, 1512 nucleotides. Lineage: Eukaryota; Metazoa; Arthropoda; Insecta; Coleoptera; Chrysomelidae. The record is from the annotation of a GenBank genome assembly.
AACGGAAGUACAUCCAUGCACAUUACCUGCACGGAGAUAUAUCCUACCCUUUUACAAUAUUAAAAAAAAUAACCGCCAUUAUCUGGCUCAGACAGCAUAACUUCACUGACCAUAUGAUCGGCCGCCUCGGAUAUCAUGCAUGGCUAACUCGAUGUGCCUGUAAAAUUUUAAAAUAACCCCUCGCGCGCAGUUGGCGUUGAACUCCGGCGGUCGAGCGAUCGUCAUUUUUUCGCUCCCGCGCUUUUCUAUUCGCCACCUACCGUUGCGGCCCGGCGCGAAGUUCGUUUGUUUUUUCUUGUACUUAGCCUGCUGGAUCUCAGAUUGCGAGGAUGGAUAGAUUGGGAGUUGCUCUGCUAGCUGUGAGCUUGGCGAGUUUCGCAAAUGCAGUUGUCAAGGUGCUGGACCUAGACGUACCAGAAUCCGUAGAAAUUGGCAGUACAGAUGAAAUCGUGAUGGUGUGCAAUUUCGUGGCGAGCAAAGACGAAGCAGCUGAAAUGAAAUGGUUCUACAAUGGCAACAUUGAACAAAUAUAUCAGUGGAUACCAGACUCAGAUAAACCUCCUGGAGCAAUCGGACGGUUUAAAGAAAGGCUAGAUGUGGAGCAUUCUUCGCCAGAUCCUCGUGCAAAGUACAACACUUUAAAGAUCAAGGAUGUAUCGUAUGAUCUUAGCGGCAACUAUACUUGUAAAAUAAGUGGAAUCAAGAGUGAAGAUUCGCAGACUAAGCAACUGGUUGUUUAUUCACCACCGAAGUCUGACUUGGAGAUAAUCCUCUUCAAAAACGAAAAUCUUGUGAUAUGUACCGUCAGCGGGAUUUAUCCCAUGCCUAAACUGGACUUUUACAUAGUUGAUGGGAACGAAACGAGGAACAUCGAUGAAGAAAUCGAAUCCGACAGUGAUGAAAACGGAUUCAACGUGACUGCAAGGUAUCGAUUCGACAACACCACAUUGUCAAACCCCACGACGUUUCUCUGUAAUCUCACGAUUCCCGGUACUGACUACAAUCUGUACAAGGAACUGGAUUAUUACCUAGAGGACGAAAGUGUAAUAGAGGACGAAGAUUACACAGAUUGGUUGAUAUCAAAUGAAACAACCGGUGAGGAAGCUUCGAUAGAUCUUAAUCAGUGGCACGCUCAAAAUGUCACAAUGGAAGAUAGUUCCGGUAUCGCCAACCACCCAACAAUAUUCGCCUCGCUACUUUUCCUGUCGACGUUUCUGCUCAUAAGUUAACUCACCGCUAGGCAACCUAAGCGAAUUUUUUGUGAUAUUAAUACCUAUACCAAAUGUGCUGCAAAAUGUGUGUGUAGAAAUAAUGUAAAAAGGUGUAUAUACAGAAUGUUGUAUAAAGAGUAAUACUUAGUGUACAUAAAAAAAUGAAAAAUGUACAAUGCUUACACGUGGCCUACACCAAAGAAUGUUGUAUGUAUAUAAAAUAUUUAGGAUUAACUCUAUAUUUUAACAUAUUGUAUAAGGUUCUUAUACUAGUCCGGAAUAAAAUGACUCGUAUUUUUAA